GUUGUUUCCAUCACUAUCAUUAGGGAGUAAUGUAUCAUGGUUGACGAAUUUUAUCUUUUUGCAUACCCUUUGGUUGGAAUUAGCUUGAUUGCACAUUCUUGCUUGGUGGGAUAAAUUAAACUUGCCUAUGGAGGUAAUUAUUUAGCCAAGCUUUCUAAUAGAUCCUCUUGAAGAUGAAAAAAACAGGUCAAACAACAUCACAUGACCAAAUAUGCCUGAUGGCCAUAACACCAAACACUUGCUUAAAACACAAACCACAUAAAUUUUUUGAAAGGCCACUUCAAUAUUGCAUGCUAGGGGGAAAAGUUAGUGGUGGUAAAAGAAAUUCAUUCUUUUUGCCUUGUCUAUCUACUGUAGAAAAUUGCACAGUCAUUCACCCCAAACAAUUUGCUUUUCCUCUACUCUGAAUCAGGUAACAACUAAACCAUAUUCCAUUAUCAUGUCACUGCCAUAUAGUAAACAAACUAUUCAAUUACAAACGAUACUUCUCGAUAGGAACCAAUCUCCAGAUCUUAUAAUCCUUUGGGCUGAUGGUCAAAUUAACCUCUAGGAUAUGACUACAAAAUGCCCCGUGAUUAGGGUGCCCAUGGACAUUAAACCAAAUCAGUCGUUAGUACGUAGGAUGCCGAUGGAGGCGUCCCUUGAAUCCAAACAAAUGGAAAUAAUUUUACUCCAGCCCAUCCGACCUAAAUAUUUGAUAGAAAUGUAGACAUGAUAUAUUCGGGGUAAAUUGGUAAUCAAUGUCCCAAACUAGGUAUAUGUCAUACACUACCUUCUAUCAAGCAGUUGACAUAAAAAUAAACUUUUGUUCCAAUACAAAUCACAAAGCAAUACAUAUGCAGAAAAAAUCACGAAACAACAGAAAAAAUCAUCAAUUCCCCACAAAUUCAAGCACAAAAUUCGGACCAUAACAAAUGAGGACUUGGUGAUUAUACCUGAUGCUGCAAGAACAAUACCCAAUACGAGAAUAAGCACGCCGAGCCCAAACUAAGCAAGAAGAAAACGCUCUCAUUCCAACUCUGCUCCUUCGCCUGAGCCUCUUUGUUUUGUGAGAGAAAGCUAGGUUUUUGUAGCCAUGCUCGGCGAAUUAUGGAUGCCCUUUCUUUCUUAUCUCUCUCCGUUUUCUUCUUGGUAGUCACUGGUUGGCAUGUUAUUUAGCAGAUGACGAAGAUGAAGAGACAAAACCAAGGACAGCUGAGUCGGGUUUAUUAGGUGGUGGGGCAAAAAUGGCAGAGGUGCCAUCCGUGUCUUGUCUUGAAAUUGUGGGUUUUGGAGGUUCUAUGGAAGAGCCUUGAGAUCUGAUGGAGAGGAAAGUAGGCUUUGGUGGCGGAGUGAAGGAAGGGUGUGUGGAAUACAAAGAAGAUGGUGUCUCUAGGGUGGUGGCAAAACUAGAGUGUGGCGACGACCGGCGUUUACUGACCAAUCUCAACUCGAGUAAGAAAACUGAAAACCAUCGCCGUGGUGCGCUCUUGUCCUCAAGCUUUUGUGAUGAAAUGCUUGAACUGCUCCUUUUUACCAUCAAGGAUUUAAGAAAGUCAUUAAAGGAUCAAGGGUGUAAUCUAAUGAUCAGGUUCGGGAGUGCAGAAAGUGUCAUACAAGAACUUAUAACAGAGGUUGUUACACAUGAGGUCAAGGCUACCACCAUAUUUGCAGAAGAGGAGGUGGAGUACAAUUUAUGCGGAAUGAUGGAUAUUGUUAAAGAGACCUUAACAACAGCAUCUACUGCCGAAGCGGGCCCAAGAAUUGUAAUAUGGAACACUCCAUUUUAUGAUAUUAAGAACUUGAAGGACCUACCAGCUUCACACCGUGACUUCAAGAAACUGAAGUUACCUGUAGUUGUACCUCUUUUCCCAGAAAAAUUGCCUGACUUAGAGAUUGAUUUGGCCUGGGGUCCUUUACCCACACUAAAGGAUUUGAAGAAAUUUUUGGAUGAUCAUCCGGUCGAAUUGAAAAAUAAGUGGACUUCAACAAAGAAGGUUUCAGUUCAAAAUUCAUUGCAGAAAUAUCAAGUUGCAGCUCCUGUUCACCUGAUUGAAGGCUUGGAGAUAUCGAAGUCAGGAAAAAGCAAUAAAAAAAAUUCAAAUUACAAGCAUGCCCAGACCAGGAGACCAAAAACAUCAGUGUUCUUAACGCAACAAGGGAAUAUGGUGGGAGGUGGGACAAACCUUGUGCUCAAUGGGUUGGCUGCAUAUUUAAGAUACUUGGAGGGUACCUCCCGAGAUGACUGGCAGGAGUAUGUGGUGUCACAUCAAUCUGACCUUUGUUGA
This is a messenger RNA of Ilex paraguariensis (yerba mate), 2267 nucleotides long. NCBI's taxonomy places the organism in Eukaryota, Viridiplantae, Streptophyta, Magnoliopsida, Aquifoliales, Aquifoliaceae. The record is from the annotation of a GenBank genome assembly.